Pecten maximus is the source of this 1587-nucleotide messenger RNA. RefSeq names its product peroxisomal membrane protein PEX14-like. NCBI's taxonomy places the organism in Eukaryota, Metazoa, Mollusca, Bivalvia, Pectinida, Pectinidae. Gene Ontology annotation, cellular component: peroxisomal membrane; peroxisomal importomer complex. Gene Ontology annotation, molecular function: signaling receptor binding. The transcript is spliced from 9 exons. The coding region runs from base 14 to 1066 and encodes 350 amino acids. Gene Ontology annotation, biological process: protein import into peroxisome matrix, docking. The record is from RefSeq and is a predicted model, not a curated record.
CACUUUAUCCAAUAUGGCGGACGAUGAUGGAAAGGUUGAAGUGACCAAAGAUGUAUUGGCCCCUGCUGAGGGACCCCGAGAAGAACUUAUCACAACAGCUGUAAAAUUUUUACAAAAUCCAAAAGUCAAGCAAAGCCCGCUAUCUCAGAAGAAAGCAUUUUUACAAAGAAAAGGUUUAACUAAAGAAGAGAUUGACCUAGCAGUUCAAAGAGCAGGAGUAGGACAAGAUGACAAGAUCACUCAAGUGUUUCCUCCGCAGUCCUCAGGACAGAUGGCUCCGUACUCAAACAAUGGUGCUCCACCACCACAUCCAGUACUUGUCUAUACAAGAUGGCAAAAAGUGAGAGACAUCCUUUCUGUGAUAGCGUUAGCCAGUGGUAUGACAUAUGCUGCCUACAAAUUCUAUAAGGAGGUAUUAAAACCAUGGUUACUAGGACAACCAAGAACAGAGGAGAGACUGACGAUCUUGGAGAAAUUACAGAGCAGUGUUGUGGAGAGACUGACCGCUGUCCAGGAGACACUGACCAGCUUCCAGGAGCAGGUAGCCAAGGAACAGGAGAAGGUUCAACAACUCUCACACGAUGUACAUGCUAAACGGUCAACAGAAAUUUUGCAGAGCUCUCAAGAUUCACAAGCAAUGCAUGAUGUGAAAUCUGAACUAUCCAGCAUUAAAGGACUUCUGUUGAACAGACGACAGUUUCCCCCCACACCCUCCAGCACACCACUUUUACCGUCAUGGCAACUGUCAUCGUCAGGAGAAAUGUCUGUAACCACGACACCCGCCAAGUCCUCACUAGUGACAUCUAGUGGCGAUGGUGGAAACAUGACAGAUGCCUUGGGCAUGCUCAAUAGCAACAGCAGUAGCAGGGAGGACAACUCUGAUGAAGAAGGAAAUAGUGAUAUAAACUUAAGUGAGACAGCCAUAACAGAGUCCUCACAGCCAAAAAUGGAAUCUGAAGCAAAGGGGGAUAACUCCACAGAGGAGAGUAUGACGGAAUCAAAGGAAGGUCAAUUGUCGGAGGUUAAUGGAAAGGAGACAAAAAUGGAAGAUGAUGAACUUGAUUGAGUAUAACAUUCCCGUGGUUAAUCAAAGUAUUAUAAUCAGAAGUGGAAUAUCAAGCAUCAAUCAUCAGUCAUGAUCAUAAUGAAUUUCAAUAAUUUUGAAAUACCGGGUAUUCAUUUCUACAUUUAUCAUAGGCAGAAGAAAAGACUAAACAGGAACAUGUAUUAAUGUUUGUUGAAAUUACAAAGAGUAUUAUGUGAAGCAGAAUUCCAGAAUAUUGAGAAAAUUCAGAUGUAGAGAAGGGGUGUAAAAAGUUAUAUUAUGUAUGCAUUAUUUACUUCUGUAUUCAUUCUCAAAUAAGCCCCCUCCCCUAGUGUUAAAGUUUACUACCCAAUUUAUCCUAAAAUAAGCCCCCUCCCCUAGUGUUGAAGUUUACUACCCAAUUUAUCCUCAAAUAAGCCCUCCCCUAGUGUUGAAGUUUACUACCCAAUUUAUCCUCAAAUAAGCCCCCUCCCCUAGUGUUAAAGUUUACUACCCAAUUUAUCCUCAAAUAAGCCCCCUUCCCUAGUGUUAAAGUUUACUAC